This is a messenger RNA of Pyrus x bretschneideri (Chinese white pear), 1030 nucleotides long. RefSeq names its product ethylene-responsive transcription factor 2-like. NCBI's taxonomy places the organism in Eukaryota, Viridiplantae, Streptophyta, Magnoliopsida, Rosales, Rosaceae. Gene Ontology annotation, molecular function: DNA binding; DNA-binding transcription factor activity. Gene Ontology annotation, biological process: regulation of DNA-templated transcription; ethylene-activated signaling pathway. The record is from RefSeq and is a predicted model, not a curated record.
AUGUACGGACAGAGUGGAACCGACUCGGAUUACGCACUCCUGGACUCGAUUCGACGCCACUUACUUGGCGAGACGGAUUUCCGAAUCGGGAACCCGAUGACCAACUCGGGUUCGGCCCUUUUUUCUCGGAGUUCCAGCUUCAGUAGCCUGUACCCGUGUUUGACCCAAAAUUGGGGCGAUUUGCCGCUCAAGGAGGACGAUUCCGAGGACAUGGUGCUCUAUGGAGUUUUGAGGGACGCCGUUAGCGUCGGGUGGGUCCCAUCCGGUUCCGCCGACACGCUUCCCUACGAUUUUUCGGUAAAAUCGGAACCGGAGGUUCUGCCACCAGUGAACAAGGUGCAGGAGAAAAAAGCGGCACCGGUUCAACCGGUUCGGCCGGUUCAGCAGUCGGCUCAAGCCUUUCCAGCUGUGGUGCCAGCCAAGGGGAAGCAUUACAGGGGCGUACGGCAACGGCCGUGGGGCAAGUUCGCAGCCGAAAUUCGGGACCCGGCUAAGAAUGGCGCGAGGGUUUGGCUCGGAACUUUCGAAACGGCUGAGGACGCGGCUCUGGCUUACGACAGAGCCGCUUACAGAAUGCGCGGCUCAAGGGCUUUGUUGAAUUUCCCGCUUCGGAUCAACUCGGGCGAGCCCGACCCAGUGCGGUUGACGUCUAAGCGGUCAUCACCCGAACCGUCGUCUUCGUCUUCAGAGAGCGGAUCCCCGAAGCGGAGAAAGAAGGCGAACGGCUCGACCCCGGCUCAAGCCGGGCUGGAAAUGGGAGCAGGGAUUGGGCAGCAGCAAGUGGAAGUCCAAGUGGCGGUGUCGGUUACACGUGGCGAGCAGUUAUUGGUUAGCUGAAGAUGAGGUGGUGGGGAAAGUGGGGGAAGGGAAAAGCACUAGUAGCUAACCACUACCCAAAUUGUGGAGGACACACUGUAAUUAUCUGAGAUAUAUAAAAAAAAAAAAAAGGAGAUGUUUGAGAGAUGAUAAGAGAGGCUGAUCUGAUGCUUUUGUGGGUGUUUUAUGAAUGCAAGAUUUUGUUAUUGUUUGA